Molecule: messenger RNA, 906 nt
Organism: Limanda limanda (common dab)
Lineage: Eukaryota; Metazoa; Chordata; Actinopteri; Pleuronectiformes; Pleuronectidae
Product: C-type lectin domain family 12 member B-like
Exons: 6
Source: RefSeq, a predicted model, not a curated record
AUGGAGGAAGAACUCAAUUAUGCUUCUGUGGUUUUCAAAAAUGGUGGUAGUCCUCAGAAAGGUGGAGGAGCAGCAGCGGCACACUCCCGGCACUUUGUCCUGCUGCUGGUGUGUUUGGGGAUUCUCUGCGUCCUGCUCAUGGCGUGCAUCGGUGUCAUCAUCUACAUCUUCGGGGUCAUGAAGGCCCAGGAAGUUGACGCAGAAAACGUCAUCCACCUCGAGAAGGAAAACGUCAUCCACCUCCAGAAGGAAAAUCACAGGCUGAUGAUGGAGAAAGAAAUCUUAGCAAAUGAGACCAAGGAAAUUCAUCAGCUGAUGAUGUUCAAGAAAGAAAUUUUAGCAAACAAGACCGAAGAAAUUCAUCAGCUGAUGAUGGAGAAAGAAAUCUUAGCGAACGAGACCGAGGUGCUGACCCGAGACAGAGAUGAUCUCAACAGGACGCUCGGAGUCAUCAUGACGUUCCAAAACUUCCCAGUCAACACAUUCUGCCCAGACAAAAAGUGUCAGCCAUGCCGGGAGAGUUGGAAGCCAUUCCAGGAUCACUGCUACCUGUUUUAUGAGCAAGACGCUCCCUGGAAGACAUGGACGCAAGCACGAACAAUUUGUCAAAACAAUGUCGCAGACCUGGUUGUUGUCGACAGUUUACAAGAGCAGGAAUUCAUCAAUAAGCACACCAAGUGGUACUUCACCAAUGAUCAUGCAUACUGGAUGGGAUUGCGUAAAAAUGAGGACAACAAGUGGAUCUGGCUUGAUGGACGCAAUGAGACUUUGGGUUUACCUCGUGCCGAUGAGCUGGCCAACUGGAACCAGUCGUAGUGUUGCAUGCUGAAACGCUGGAUCUGUGAAACAAGAGCCUUAAACAAACCGGAUUAGGAAGCAGUUUCUGUUCAAAUUGGUUAUUUAACU